Messenger RNA from Melanotaenia boesemani (Boeseman's rainbowfish), 4564 nucleotides. It is a transcript of the gene ppp3ca, whose product is annotated as protein phosphatase 3, catalytic subunit, alpha isozyme. Gene Ontology annotation, cellular component: calcineurin complex; cytoplasm; cytosol. Gene Ontology annotation, molecular function: calmodulin binding; calmodulin-dependent protein phosphatase activity. Lineage: Eukaryota; Metazoa; Chordata; Actinopteri; Atheriniformes; Melanotaeniidae. Gene Ontology annotation, biological process: calcineurin-NFAT signaling cascade. The transcript has 14 exons. The record is from RefSeq and is a predicted model, not a curated record. The coding region runs from base 223 to 1791 and encodes 522 amino acids.
CACAUUAACAGCUUAGCACAGCAGAAGCAGCUCCUACUGCAUCCAGCAGCCAGCAUCCAUCCCUGCCUGGGGAGCAGCAGUCCUACCCGGCGCAGCACCGACGCACGGAGGGGGCGCAUCAUCUGAGUGAUGCCACAGCAUCAGUCGCAUUUCGACGAGAAACACUGACAAGAUCCAAAAGGAGGAAGAAAAUCGCUUCAGCCUCGAAGACAGCAACUGCUCAUGAAGAUGUCUAACGCUGACAUCGUCUUAAACCCCACCGAUCGGGUGGUAAAAUCUGUCCCCUUCCCCUUGAGCCACCGCCUUACAAUGAAGGAAGUGUUUGACUGUGAAGGAAAACCUCGUGUUGAUCUCCUGAAGGCUCACCUGACAAAGGAGGGCCGCGUGGAAGAAGCCGUGGCUCUUCGAAUCAUCAACGAGGGAGCAGCCAUCUUACGUCAGGAGAAAACUAUACUAGACAUCGAAGCCCCAGUCACAGUCUGUGGAGACAUCCAUGGGCAGUUUUUCGAUCUUAUGAAGUUGUUUGAAGUGGGAGGAUCACCAGCCACAACAAGGUACCUGUUCCUGGGAGACUAUGUUGACCGUGGCUACUUCAGUAUUGAGUGUGUUUUAUACCUUUGGUCGCUCAAAAUCCUCUAUCCAAAGACACUAUUUUUACUUCGUGGAAAUCAUGAAUGUAGACAUUUGACAGAAUAUUUCACCUUCAAACAAGAAUGUAAAAUCAAGUACUCAGAGCAGGUGUAUGACUCAUGUAUGGAUGCAUUUGACUGCCUUCCCCUGGCUGCUCUCAUGAAUCAACAGUUUCUGUGUGUCCAUGGUGGACUCUCACCUGAAAUACACACCUUAGAUGACAUUAAAAAGUUGGAUCGGUUCAAGGAGCCACCAGCUUUUGGGCCCAUGUGUGACCUGCUGUGGUCCGAUCCUCUGGAAGACUUUGGUAAUGAGAAAACCCAGGAAUAUUUCAGCCACAACACAGUGCGAGGCUGCUCCUACUUCUACAGUUAUCCAGCUGUAUGCGAGUUCCUACAGAGCAAUAACCUAUUAUCAAUUAUCAGAGCACACGAAGCGCAAGAUGCUGGCUACCGGAUGUACCGUAAAAGUCAGACCACUGGAUUCCCAUCCCUCAUCACCAUCUUCUCAGCGCCAAACUACCUGGAUGUUUACAACAACAAAGCCGCUGUGCUGAAAUAUGAAAAUAAUGUCAUGAACAUUCGACAGUUCAACUGCUCACCACAUCCCUACUGGCUUCCCAACUUCAUGGAUGUCUUCACUUGGUCUCUGCCAUUUGUUGGAGAAAAAGUCACAGAAAUGUUGGUGAACGUGCUAAGCAUCUGCUCUGAUGAUGAACUCAUGAAUGAUGAAGAUGAGAUUUUUGAUGCCAAUGCAGCUGCAGCACGCAAGGAGGUGAUUCGAAAUAAGAUUCGUGCUAUUGGCAAAAUGGCCAAAAUGUUCUCAGUUCUCAGAGAGGAGAGUGAAAAUGUGUUGACACUUAAGGGCCUGACGCCCACUGGCAUGCUGCCAAGCGGGGUUCUUUCUGGAGGCAGACAGACACUGCAGAGUGCCACCAUUGAAGCCAUUGAAGCCAUCGAGACGAAUGAUGAGGACAGAGAAGCUAUUCGUGGAUUCUCCCCUCAGCACAAGAUCACCAGCUUCGAGGAGGCUAAGGGCUUAGACCGCAUCAACGAACGCAUGCCACCUCGCAAGGAUGGGGUGAACCAUGUGGGUCACUCCAUGGGCAAGAUGAAUAUGUCAGAGGCAAACGGCACAGAAGACAACAGCAACAUCCAGUGAUGUGCUGUCUGAGCCUCACAACCGUGCUGCUGUUGCGCUGUGCAGCAAGACUUUGCUAAAUCGGAAAUUCAGGCCUCAGAACAUAGAACUAAAACAGGCCCACAGGUAGAACAUGAAAUCUGCAGCAAAUCUAAAAACGGGCAAAAAGGUCAUUUAUUUUAUGACAGUAUGUCAUUGCACAGUUGGGGGAGGGGGAGCUGGGGUUCACAGCAAAGGGCAGCAAUAAAGAGAGACCCACAGGCUGCAGCUUGACUGCAAAGAAUUGUGGUUGAAAGUUGUCUCUGACUGUUGUUCCCUUUCUCAAUUCAAUUACAGACUGAAUUGUUGGGGGUUUUGUUGUUUUUGAGUGCUGAUAUGCGUGCUCCUUUAUUACAGGGCCUGACAGAAGACAUAACUGCAGUAUCCAUGCCACACAAAUCAUUUUACUGUUUUAUAAAGUAUUUAUUAUUAAUAACUCACAAAUUCACUUCAAGAGGAGGAGGAUCUUCUUUAUCUACAUGUUUUGAUAGUUUUAGAUCACAUCACUUUGUGAGCGAAAAAGCAAAAAGAAAGGAAAAAAGCAAAAAUGAAAACGUGUCCAUCUUCAAACUUGCAGCAUGCUGUCUUACCAGUGGACUUAAAAUUGAUUGAUUUACUUUUUACAAAGACAUUGUCAUUCUGCAGGAAAAGAGGACAGGGUGCACAUAUGUGCUCACAACUCUAACAGCCAAAGCCAUUGUUGUCUGAGAUCAAACUCCACCUCGGAUAUGUCUCAAUAAUCCCCAGCAGUGCAUCUAUUCAUAUUCUUCAUCAUCAGCCAUCUCCCGGAAAACAUAACCUGGAGGGGAUGAAAAGAGCAUUUGGGAAACAGUUCAACUCCUUACUGAAAGUAAUCACAAAUUAAACACCAAGAUUUGACAUCUAAAAAUGUUACACAGUCCCUUGUAGAUGGGCAAAUUAAUCAAUGUGUGCAGCUGAAUCUCAGUGGGUUUUAUUUCUUUCUAGAUCAUUAACAGUUAUUUACCACAAUUUUAGUAACAGUUUAAAUCAGAAUGGCAUCACAUUUAAUACAGAUUUACCUCACAUGAUCAAACAUCUGUAUACAUUUAAUUUUUUGGGUAAUAUACAUUUUGCUGAUGGCUGUGGAUCAUUUAAUUUCUUCUGCAUGAACACCAGUUCCUGGAAAUUGACUAAAUGAUUUUGAAUGUUGGGACAUACCCUGCCAUCAGUACACUAAACUAUUAUUUCUCACCUGCUUCUUGCUAAAUAUAUAAUAAGAAUAUGUGCAAUCACUCCAGUGUACAUCAGCAUCCUAUGAGGUUUUGCACUUUUUGCUGUGCUGCAAAUUCAGAGAUUUUAUGCUACACAAAGCACUCUUAUCAGAUGGAGGAGGACGUUCUAGACAUUUGUGAAUUCAUUAAAGUCAUUUUUAAACAGGCUAUUUAGCAACCACAUCUGUCAUCAUAACAGCUGAUCUUUUCCGUGUCUUACAGACUUUAAUUUCUGAUUUUAGUCCAAGCCAGAAUUUAGCUAAGCAAAACUACUGAGACAAAAUGUGUUUUCAUUUAAACUAAAAUCUAUCAAGGUUUAAUGCAAGGCUAUCAAAAGAAUUUCAGUUAUGAAAACUGAACACAGGCUUAUGAAUUGAUUAUAAAAUAACAUAUGGGUAGUGUUUAACAUUUUAGUCUUUGAUUCUUAUUUUUGAAUACAUUUCUGUCAUUUAAUCUAACUUCACUGUGGAAUACAGUGCAGAAACUAGAUAAGAAAAAAACCUUCCCGACAGGCGAAACCACACUGUGAUCCAAAAAGAGCAUCAAAAUAUUGUAACAUACGUCUAGUAGUAAAACGUCUUUUUUUGGUUUGAUGAAGUAGGAAAAAAUAAUUGAAAAUUGAAAACAUUUUGGCUAGUUCAAAAAAUAUAAUAUGGAAAAGGUUAAUGUCCAUGAAGCUGUAGUAUAAACAAUGAAUUUCUAGAAUUUCCUGUCAUUCUUUAAUAUUUUUUCUAGCUUAUAUUCCAUCUUUCUAUUCAAUGACAAACGUAUGUGAAUUCAGGAUGGACAAAAAGUGACUUCUAACACAGCAUCUAUGGUAUGGAACGCAUCAAUGCAUGCAAUUAAGUUCCUAAUUGUUAUGUGAGAUUAUAAUCGUGAUAGUUGUGUUUCAAAUAGUAAACUUGAAUUAAUUUAUUUUUGGAAUUAUAUUUGUAGUUUUAUUUGUCUUGUUUUAUAAAUUUUAUAAAUAGGCUUCCUUUACUUGUUUUAGUCCAUUUUUUUCUUACGUUAUUUAUUACCACUGCUUUUAAUUUUAUAUUGAUUCAUUGUAUGCAGAGAUGCCCUUCUAAGGUGUGAAGCCUUGUGUUUCUAUUUCUUCUGUUGUACUGAUGUACAGAAAAUGUUCAAUAGUGUGAAUGAAUAUAAUCUCAGUGAAAAGCAACUUGUCAGGCUGCCAAAGCAUGAUAGCAUGAUUUUCAAAUGUUAAUGAAAUGGACACAAAGAAAAUCAGGUGUCACACUUACAUUUAACAGGAAACAUUGUAUUCUGGUUAUAUUUACUGCUGAUAUUAUUAUUGUUACAAUUAAGCUUAUGGUUAUUUUCCUUCCUCCGUUACUGUUUCUUGUAUGGUUGACAUGCAUACUUCAACAAAGAAAUAUAAUGGAUUUUAUUUUGCAACAUCUUUUUUAUUAUCUAUGGAAAUAUGUUUUGGCAUUUGACUUCCUAAAUAAUACACACAUUGUAAGCAUGCCCUAUGGGACAAAUCACAUUUUUUUACUCUUGAAUAAAAUAUGCAUGAACAA